AUGGACGAUGAAAAACAACUGAGGUAUGAGCUCGCCGAGAUCGAGCUCGACAAGCGACAAUUACAGCUCGAACGCAGGGAGCUCGCCAUCAAGCGACGCCUUGAACAACUCAAGACUAACGUCGACCUGACCAAAGAUGACGCCGUCGUGAAAACUGAGGAUGGACCUGGCGGUACGGACGAGAUUCGAGCGACCGCUCAAAAUAGGUCUUCUACUGAGCCGCAAUCAGACACUACUACAACCGUCAUAACCGCAAAUGCUACUCUGAAAUUAGGUGAGACGAGCGCCGUCGAGGAGCAACCUCCGCGAGAAGCGGAAGAUACAACUGGCGAGACCGGAAAUGGAACGCAAUGUCCGACAUUUCACUUGGGAAAUCGUUACUUACUAAAGGAGCGACCUACCGUCCAGCAAAGCCACGAAGAUCUCUUAGCGUCGUUUAUACGACCAUCGACUCACCCAUCGAGCUCGCGGUCUCAGCAGAAGCGAUCUCAGGUAUUCGACGGUAGAGAUAACGAGACCGCCAGUUCGAGAUCUAGUACAGAUACCGAUACAACGGAUUCUGCAGGCGGACCAGGAGCUCGGGUGAAACGAAGACGAAUGCCUCAGAAAGACGAAAAUCAGCCUGCGGACGCCUCCAACGUUAUGACGGAGACUCAACAGUACGACCUCAUCCGCCAUUACACCGGACUUCUCCUGAGGCGCAUGGCGGCAGUUGAACCUCCGCUCCCACCAGAGCAUUCCAAGAGACCGACAGUCACAUCAAGGCUGCGGAGAGCCACCAACGGAAAGACGCACCAGACACUAACCUUUCUCCACGAAGAAUUCCAAGCGACUGUAAAUACAUGGGCGACAAAUUUCGAGCUCCGUCGUGUUCUAUCAGAUGAACUGGCCAAAUUCCACCGAGUUCAGCGCUCCUGGUGGUCCACAUGUACAGCCCUAAACACGCAGCAAGAGCGAAUGUCCUUCGUCACCAAAGUCGUCGAAGAUAUCGCACAGAGCAAGUUCAACGAGCAAAAGUUCGAGGAAGGAGAUGAGGCUAAUUACGAGGGUUGA
Molecule: messenger RNA, 1053 nt
Organism: Cladophialophora psammophila CBS 110553
Lineage: Eukaryota; Fungi; Ascomycota; Eurotiomycetes; Chaetothyriales; Herpotrichiellaceae
Exons: 2
Coding region: 1-1053 (350 amino acids)
Source: RefSeq, a predicted model, not a curated record